AUGACGACUACUACUCUACCUGCCUUAAACACGCGCAAGGCGAAGAGCUUUGUUUUUGGAGGACACAUCGGGCCACAAACCAAGAAAACCCUAGAGAAGCAUGUACGGCAAAUCUUGAACGGGCCAAACGCAAAAUGGAUGCUAGAUACCCUGGCCGACUUACCACGAUACUGGGAAGCUGUCAUAGAGAAGAUCCCAGAGAUGGCCGGGACGAUGCAAGGUGCCCGUCUACUCGCUGAUUUCGAAUCGUGGCUCCGAAAUGGAACAGCGGCCGGCGAUUCGAUAGCCCCCGAUGCGGAGAUUCCGGAUAUCUGGAUCGGUUUCAUGAUGAUCGCUAUUCAGCUUGACCAAUAUUGGCGGUAUCUAGAGUUCCGAUUCAACGACGCGACUGGAGCUGUAGAAGACCCACAAGCAGAGUUGGUGCGCCUGCAUGAGUCCGGCGGAAGCAACCAUGUAGAGACAGUGGGUUUCUGUGCUGGAAUGAUCGCCGCCGUAGCUGUGGCAAGCUCCCACAACCGACUGGAAUUCGAGAAGUAUGGUGCUGCAGCUCUACGCAUCGGAGUUAUGAUGGCGGCCCUUGUAGGCGCCUGUGAUGAGUGGAGCAAGGGCCAAGGCAAAGGACGAUCCGUCUCGUUGGCCACAGCUUGGAGAACACCUAAGCAGGGCCAAGAUAUGGCACGCAUUGUUGGAUCAAUGUCUCCUGAUUCCUACGUCUCCGUGCUCUUCGACGAGUCUCGGGCCACUGUGACGACUUCGGAGCGCCUCGCGACCAGACUGAUCAGACAGCUACGGGCAGCAGGUGUCACCACGAUACCGCUCGCCUUCAAGGGCAAGCUUCACACGCCUGGUGCGGAACGGGAACGCCACACCAACGCUAUUAUCGACAUAUGCCACGCGAUGCCUGAGCUAGAGUUCCCCGAUGCUGCCGGUCUGGCGUUGCCCACUUACCUUGACCACCCCCAAGGGAAGCCCAUCUCGGGUAAAGAAGUCGACUUGAUUGGCAUCGUGUUGCGAUCGAUAUUGGCAAAUCAAUUAAGCUGGUCUAGUACCGUCUCGAAACUGUCCAUGAACGGGGAGGAUGUCUCGCUUAUUGCCUUUGGUCUUGACCGCCCCGUGCCGGCCACCGCUGUGAGUCGUUUCGGCUCUAAGCAGGUGCAUUUUGAGGAUGUUGAGGACUAUGUAAAUAAGUCUCUCGCAUCCGCAGCCAAAAUACGCGCCAGCAACAACAUUGGUAACAGUUCAAAGGUUAUCGUGCAAGGUCAGCGCACUGAAUCGAGCAAACUCGGUGCCAAGCCGGAAGCGAAGCCGGAACUAAACCCAGACGAAGUGAUUGCGAUAGUGGGCAUGUCUAUAAAGACGGCGGGUGGAGAAGACCUAGAAUCAUUCGCGGAGAUGCUCAAAACCGGAGAGUCGCAGCACCAAGUGAUCACACGUGAACGUAUGGUUCACGACAUGUUGUACCGCGACGAUGCCGAUGCUGACCCCAAGAGAAAGUGGUAUGGCAACUUUAUGCAAGACCCAGAUGCUUUUGACCACAAGUUCUUCAAGCGCAGUCCACGCGAGUCAAUGGCCAUAGACCCGCAAGGCCGACUCUCGCUGCAAGGGGCGUAUCAGGCAGUUGAACAAUCGGGAUAUUUCAACGAAUUAGCAACUACCAGCCCGUCUGAGCACCAAAGACGGAAGCACGUAGGAGUUUACGUGGGUCUCUGCUCUUUUGAGUACGAGAUCAACAUUGGCUGUCACCCGACUAGCGCCUUCACUGCAACUGGAGGCUUGAGGAGUUUCAUCCCCGGCCGAUUGUCGCAUUAUUUUGGUUGGACCGGGCCUGCGUUGACGGUUGAUACCGCCUGCUCAUCAUCCACUGUGGCACUUCACACAGCCUGCCGAGAUCUGCUCUCGGGCGAAGUCCCGGCCGCGCUUUGCGGCGGUGUUAAUGUCUUGACCAAUUUGCAAUGGACACAAAACCUCGCUGCCGGUAGCUUUAUUAGCCCGACGGGACAGUGCAAGCCUUUCGAUACCGACGCUGACGGUUACUGCCGUGGUGAUGGCAUCGCCUACGUGUUCUUGAAGAAGCUCUCUACCGCCAUGGCCGACGGCAACAUGGUCCUGGGAACUAUCCGCGCUACCGGUGUCAACCAGAACUUCAACUCCACGCCACUGUUUGUCCCUAAUGUACCUUCGCUAUCAACACUAUUCAAUGACGUGAUCCGCAAGGCCCGCGUGGAGCCGCAUGAGAUUUCGUUAGUCGAGUGCCACGGCACUGGCACCCCCGUCGGAGACCCUGCCGAGUACGAAAGCAUUCGCAUGGCGGUGGCUGGCCCCUUGCGCCAUACCGUUGUGCCCGUUGGCUCAGUCAAGGGCAACGUUGGCCACACCGAAGGUGCAUCAGGCAUCGUUUCCUUGAUCAAGGUCCUCACCAUGAUGAGAGAAAACUUCAUCCCUCCACAAGCUAGCUUCAACAAAAUGAACCCUCAUAUCCACGCGAAGCCAUCAGACAUGAUGGAGGUGGUGACCGAGUUACGGCCCUGGAAAGAGAGCCGAAAGGUCGCUCUCAUCAACAACUACGGUGCCUGCGGAAACAAUUCGAGCGUGGUGGUUUCCCACACGACUCACCAGCCUACUAGAACCCUAUUGACCGGCUCAUCGGCUUCGAUAGCUCGAUUCCCCUUCUGGAUUUCAGGAUUCGACGCCCGCAGCAUUGCAGCUUACAGCACUGUACUAGUUCCUUAUCUACAAGCACAUGCUGGGUCCGUAGAUGGACAAGCGACUCUCGCGGAUGUGUCUUUCAACAUGAAGCGACAGUCAAACCCCGGCUUGCCUCAAGGGCUGAUCUUCAGCUGCUCUUCAUUGAUGGAUCUACAAGACAAGCUUUCUCAGACAGCCUCAGCUACCACGGGCACAGCUGCCAGCAUCGGCAUUGCCCCAGUAAAGUCCGAGAGACCCGUCGUCUUGUGCUUUGGUGGUCAGGUGUCGACCUUUGUGGGGCUAGAUCUCGCAUUGUACGAAGGCGUGGCCGUUUUACGCCAUCACCUGGACCAUUGCAACGCUGCCAUCAUGUCCCAAGGCCUGGAUGGUAUCUAUCCCGACAUAUUCUCGUCUGAGCCUAUAAAGGAUGUAGUCAAGCUCCAGACCUGCCUCUUCGCUAUGCAGUACGCCUCCGCUAAGAGCUGGAUAGAUUGUGGGCUCAUUGACAAGGUUGUAUCUGUUGUAGGCCACAGCUUUGGCGAGAUUACAGCUCUCUGCAUCUCGGGCGUAUUGAGCUUGGAAGACACCGUGAAAUUAAUCGCUGGCCGAGCCAGGCUGGUGCGGGAUGCCUGGGGACCUGAUUCGGGUGCCAUGAUAGCUGUCGAGGCUGACGAGGCAGUUGUGCACGAUGUUCUGAAGGAGUCUAACCUCCGAUCGGACGGGUCGGCAGGCAUCGCCUGCUACAAUGGUCGCCGCAGCUUCACUGUUGCUGGGUCGUCACAAGGCAUUGACGCUUUCGCCAAAGCGUUAGCUGAGAAGAGCAACUUGGUUGAGGGAAUAAAGAGUAAGCGUCUAAAUGUCACCAAUGCCUUCCACUCCACUCUAGUGGAGGGCCUUAUGGGCCGCCUAGGCGAGCUCGGUAAGAAAUUGACCUUUAAUGACGCGGCCAUUCCGAUCGAACGAGCCACCGAGCAUGGCGAUUCGACCGCUAAGGUAGACUGGAGUUUUGUCGGGUCUCAUAUGCGCCAACCAGUCUUCUUCGAUCACGCCGUACAGCGCCUCACCAAGAAGCACCCGGAAGCCAUCUUCCUUGAGGCAGGUUCCAACUCGACCAUCACUGUCAUGGCAUCCCGCGCACAUGCCCAAGCAGCCACCAAGGCUUCUGACACCCUUCACUUCCAGUCCGUGUCCAUUACAAAUACCAAGAAAGGAUUGGACGGACUCACGGACGCAACUGUGGCCCUUUGGAAACAAGGUCUGCGCGUGUCUUUUUGGCCACACCAUCGUUUUCAGACAAACGACUACGCGCAGCUCCUCCUCCCACCGUAUCAGUUCGAGAAGUCGCGGCAUUGGCUCGAGCUGAAAUCGCCUAAGGAGAUAGUCCUCAAGGCUGCCCAGGACCUGAUCGCCUCGGAAGGCAGUGGGCUGCUGUUGGGUGGAGGAGCACCGGGGCCGGAAAUCGAAGACCCCAGGACUCUACCCAUAUGGACCUUCGUCGGCUUUCAGGGGAACAAGAAGCAGCCGAAGACCGCGCGGUUCCGUAUCAAUACCGCGUCAGAUAAGUACCAGCGUCUGUUCUCAACCCACGUCAUCGCCGAGACGGCACCGAUGUGCCCCGCCACGCUCGAGAUUGACAUUGCCAUCGAGACUGCUUUUAACCUGAACCCAGACUGCCGAUCUAGCGGGUACUCGGCGGUGGUGCGUGACAUGAUCAGUCAUUCGCCCAUAUGCGCUGACUCCACGCGCGUCCGCUACAUAGAUCUGAAGGCUGUCAAUCAUACCGAGACUGAGUGGUACUUCACCAUUCACAGCGGGGGUGAUUCCACCACGGCACCCAUCACGGAGAAGCACGCCGAAGGUCGCGUCCAGCUGUGCUCGCCCACCGAGCAGUCUUACGUCCAGGAGUUCGGCCGUUACGAACGCGCCGUCAGCCACGCGCAGUGCCAAUCCAUCCUUAAACUGGGACCCAAUGAUGAGGGCGUGGAGGCGCUGCAGGGUCGCAACGUGUACCGGGCCUUCGAACCAGUCGUCAUUUUCGGCUCCGUCUACCAGGGCGUGAAGUCCGUGAUAGGCCGCGAGGGUGAAAGCGCCGGAGUCGUGCACAAACGACACAGUGGUGAUACCUGGCUCGAUGUCCCCAAGGCCGACUCAUUCGGUCAGGUCGCCGGCAUGUAUGUGAACUUGUUGACCGACCUCCCGGCGAGCGACAUGUACGUCGCCACCGGCCUCGAGCUGACGAUGCGCUCGCCCAAGACCGAGACCGUAACUGAUGGGCGCGAGAACGGCCCCGGUGUCUGGCAUGUGCUUGCGCGCCACGCACGCAUGUCUGACAAGGCCUUUGUGACGGACGUUUACAUAUUCGAUGCCGAGACGGGGGCCCUGGAUGAGGUCAUCAUGGGUCUCAAGUAUGCUCGAGUCGCCAAGGCCACGAUGGGUAAGAUCCUAGCGAGGUUCACAGCGGAUAAGUCGGUGCUAAGGGGCACUGCAGCCUCUGCACCAUCGUCUGCCCCCGCUGUUCCCGCCGUUUCCGCGCCUGUUCAGGCCAAGCCCCCCCGCCCAGAGGCAAAGGUUUCAAGGCCCAGUAGCAGGAAGGGGAAGGCAAAGGCUCCCGGCAAGAUCGAUAUCACAGAGGAAGUGCGCAAUGUAGUCGCCAACGUUUCCGGUAUCGAUGCUAGCGACAUGACACUAGAUAGCGAGAUGGCUGAUCUAGGCAUCGACUCGCUGAUGGGUAUGGAGCUGGCACGCGAGGUAGAAAAUACCUUCAAAUGCACACUCGACCAGGCCGAGCAGAUGGAAGCCACAAACCUUCGCCAGUUCAUUGCAUGCGUAUCGAAUGCUUUGGCUAGAGCCGGAGGAGACCUUGGUGGGGAACAGGAUGACGAGGAGGAACAGGAUAUCAGCGAGGACAAUGAGAGUGACUAUGACUCCGCUGUCUCUGGGGAGGGUGAUAGUAUGGUGUGGGUCAAUGACACAGCCUCUGAUAUCUCUACUCCAGACGACGCGUCAGAUUUCAGCACCGCCAAGAGGUUAGUUCCAAGCUCUCCGUUAGGUCCGGUCCCCACAACAACUGAUCCAUCUGCCGUAGAGGCGAAAGUGCUUAAUAGGGGCGAUGUGGCGGCACGUGAGGCAGAGGCGAAGCGCCUGGUGGCUGCCUACACGACAGGAUGGGAGUCGGACCUACCCGAGGCGGGCCGUACCACCACCACCCACAACCAUAAGGGAGCCACGGUAGUUGUGACAGGCGCAUCGGGCAGCCUCGGGUCACACCUCGUUCAGGCCCUCGCCAUGCGGGCAGAUGUCGCGAAUGUCGUGUGUAUGAACCGUCCCGUCAGCAAUGUGUCAGCGGAAGAGCGACAGGUAGAUGCCCUGGUUUCUAGAGGCAUCAAGCUGUCCCCCGUCGCACGCGGGAAGCUGCGGGUGUACGACACUGACACCUCUAAGCCCAAGCUCGGUCUUUCCGUCGAGGAGUACGCCUGGCUGGCGCAACACGGCACCCAUAUCAUCCACAACGCAUGGCCGAUGAGCGGCACACGGCCACUCAAGGCUUACGAGAUUCAGAUUAGAGUGAUGCGUAACCUGCUGGACCUGGCACGUGACAUGGCAACAACUACCAACCUGCACAAGGUUGGUUUCCAACUCGUCUCCUCCAUCGGCGUGGUCGGCUUUUCGGACGGACCCAACGUACUAGAGCAGCCCGUUCCUAUGGCCUCGGUGAUACCUAGUGGCUACAACGAAGGCAAGUGGGUGUGCGAACGCAUGCUUGCCGAGACACUCCGUCGCUACCCACAGUUCUUCCGAGCUUCGGUAGCACGGCCGGGACAGAUCUCCGGCUCGACCGCCAGCGGUGUCUGGAAUCCCGUCGAACACUUUCCUUUCCUAGUAAAAAGCGCGCAGGCGCUCAAGGCAUUUCCUGACCUUCAAGGGGUGCUACACUGGUUGCCUGUCGAUCGAAGCGCGGGCGUCAUGGUCGACCUAUUAAGACUUGACGACCGCAAUGAUACGGCGGAGGUGGCUCAGGUGUAUCACAUCGAUAACCCCGUCGGCCAGCCGUGGAAGAACAUGUCAGCAGUUCUCGCAGCCGCCCUCGAAAUACCGUCCCAUGGCAUCAUUCCUUUCCAGGACUGGGUCAAACGGGUUCGCCAGUCUCCUCUCUCCGAAAAGGAGAAUCCGGCGGCUCGUGUCAUCGGCUUUCUCGAAAGCCACUUUGAGCGCAUGGCCUGUGGCGGCAUCAUCUUAGACACGGAAAGAUCAAGUGCAGACUCUGAAACUAUGGCUAGGCAAGGGCCAGUGAGCGAUGAGGUGGACGACGCUGCAAGGCCUCUCCUCGCUGAUCAACGCCGGUCACGAGCUCGAGACGAAAAUGGAAACGGAACGGAGAAUGCUCCCCCGCUGCUAUCAACCCCGGCCCAGGAUGGAGGCACUUUUAUCAAAAACCUCGGUGCCCUGGAAGCUUUCGCCAUCGUCAUUAGCAUUGUCAUUGGAAGCGGCAUAUUCACAUCUCCUGGCUCUAUAGACACGAAUGUGCCGUCACCUGGUUCUGCUCUGGUUGUUUGGCUGAUUGGCGGUGUCCUCGCUUGGACGGGUGCAUCGACAAUGGCCGAGUUGGGAACUGCGAUUCCCGGAGAGGGUGGUGUGCAGCCAUAUCUCCAGUACAUUUUUGGCGAUGUUUUUGGCUUUUUGGCCGCUUGGACAUGGAUUGUGGCGGUCAUGCCGGCUACGCUCGCCAUCCUCAGCAUUGUAUUUGUAGAGAGCAUAUACUCUGCGAUAGGAGUGACAGAUCAGGCGGGGAAUAUUGAGCAUAAGCUCUUCUCCAUUCUUAUUCUUGUCGUCAUCAGCGUCGCCAAUUCUAUCAGCACUAAAGCCAGCACCCGACUAAACAACUUUUUCGUCAUCACGAAAUUCAUCACCAUCGCCGCCCUAGUAUUAGCAGGCAUAGUAGUCGCUAUACUCCAGGCUACAGACCCGCAGAGAGAUAUCGGUGGAAGAGAUUGGUUCCAGAAGUCAUGGUUUGGGAAUCGGGAAGUCAUCAAUCCCGAUGGAAGCAAAACCGACUGGAACAAACUAGGCGAGUGGGAAAUACUUGGUCACUACUCCGCGGCGCUAUACGGGGCUUUAUGGGCUUACUCGGGGUGGGAUAAAGCAAUCUACAUCUCAGCCGAACUUCGUUCACCGGCCCGUCAGCUGCCGCUCGCCAUCAACACCGCUGUCCCCACCAUCAUACUCUGCUUCAUCACUGCCAAUGCCGCCUAUUACAUUUUGCUGCCAUGGGACGUUGUCUCAACCACUGAUAGUGUAGCUGUGACUGCGAUUACUCGUCUCCUAGGUCGCGGAUUCGGUAUAGUGGCCGCGAUACUCAUCUGUCUAGUUGUCGCAGGUUCCCUCCUCGGUAACUCAUUUGUCGCCGGUCGCAUGGCGGUCGCAGCAGCAAACUCAAACUGGUUCCCCCGCUUUUUCGCCUCAGUCGGUUACAUUGGAUUGAAGCCGAGGACAGAAGCGGAAGAGGAAGAGGAGCCAUCAUCCCCUGAUGAAAUGCCCAGUCCUCCCUGUGCAGCUAAAUCUGAUGCUCCAAUUAACGCCAUAUUGCUUUCAGCUAUCCUAUCUGCCCUGUACAUCCUUCUUGGAAACUUCCGCGCGCUUCUGACCUUUAAUGGCUUGGGCGAAUACUCGUUUUUCUUCCUAACCGUCUCAGGCGCCAUCGUUCUAAGGUACCGUGAGCCAGACCUACGCCGGCCGUAUAAGCCAUUCAUUCUUGUUCCAAUAGUCUUCGCCAUCGUAAGCGGGUUUGUGGUCAUCAGAGGAGCCUUCUUCGCGCCGGUGCUUGCUCUAGUGGUUAUUGUUGUGUGGGUUAUUGGCUUGGGGUUUUAUUGGAUUAGGAAAACAUUGGGUGCAGGACAAGCAGAGUAA
This is a messenger RNA of Hypoxylon fragiforme, 8589 nucleotides long. Its product is annotated as putative polyketide synthase. Lineage: Eukaryota; Fungi; Ascomycota; Sordariomycetes; Xylariales; Hypoxylaceae. Gene Ontology annotation, cellular component: membrane. Gene Ontology annotation, biological process: transmembrane transport; fatty acid biosynthetic process. The record is from RefSeq and is a predicted model, not a curated record. The coding region runs from base 1 to 8589 and encodes 2862 amino acids. The transcript has 5 exons. Gene Ontology annotation, molecular function: 3-oxoacyl-[acyl-carrier-protein] synthase activity; phosphopantetheine binding; transmembrane transporter activity.